AGGCUGCAUACUGCUAGGAGACGGGACGGGUUGGACAGAGACGGGUAAUGGGAGGGGAAGCAGGACCGGGAAAGAGGGAGAGAGAGAUAGGGAGGAAAUGGUUUCAGAGCGGGGUAAAGGGGAUGUGCCAGUAUCCUGUGUCCAGACGAGUUUGACUCCUGCCUGGGUGGGUGCGUGUGUGUGUGUGUGUGUGAGCUGAGCUGAGUGAAGCAUCAGGGGCAGCAGGGCGAUGGUGGUGUCAGGGCCGAACUGAAGAUGACUCCUCAGCACAGGGCCAGUCCUCAGAUCUCAAAACACCAGGGGGAGGAGGCCAGCACACAUGAGAAGAAGAAGAUGAAGACGAUGCUUCAGAGGCGAAGGACGGCUCAGUCUGUCAUAAGCAGAGCUCUCAGCAAGCCCAGAACACAAACCAGGGCUGGCAUCUCUGUGGAGCGCUGCCCCUGGCAUGUGAAUCAGCCCGAUGUAGCGUUCACACAUGGCUCCUUCUUCGUCAUGGAGGACCAUGUUUACCUCACCAACGGACUGCAGACUAAGGAGAGACACCUCUUCCUUUUCACAGACGUCCUCAUCAUUGCCAAGUCCAAGUCCUCAGCCAGUCUUAAGGUGAAGGCGCAGGUGAGGCUUAGCGAGAUGUGGCUCGCCUCCUGUGUGGAGCAGGUCACAGAGCGCAAACUCAGCUCCAAAAACUCCUUCGUUAUCGGCUGGCCCACAACCAAUUAUGUUGUUACCCUCAGCUCCACAGAGACUAAGGAGAAAUGGCUGUCAACUCUGAAAUGGUACAUUGUUAAGUCCAAGCAGGAUGAGCUCCCAUCUAAAAUUGCCAUGGGACUCCUAGUGCUGCUGGAUGAUCGGGUCUUUACUGCAGCACUUCAACUGGAUAGCAGUGCCACGGCUGAUGAUAUCAUCCAGACAGUUGCACUUCAAUAUGAAUUAAGAGGACCACCGGCGGAGUGUCAGCUCUGGGUGGAGUCGGCGGCGGAGGAAGCUCCGUGUGUCCUCAUCGGGCACGAGUGUCCGUACAGCAUCAUCCUCCAUCACCUGCGGGUGUCCGAGUGCCUGCCAAUGGUGCGGAGCAGCCUGCUGACGGCCGAGGGCACCCUGCACCUGGAGCUCCUGCCCAGAGAGGUGCCCGUGCCCCUCUUCACGUUCAGGGCCCGCAGUGUCAGGCACCACCCCACCCAGACCGAUUUCUCUCAGAAGCAAAGGCGGAAGAGAUCGCUCAUAGACUGGGCACUGCGACGAGGGACCAGCAACCAAUCAAGCUGCCCCCCAGACUCCCCCUGCAGUGCUCUGUUUGGCCAGCCGCUGUCCACUAUCUGCCCCCAUGGAAGUCCACCUCAGCCCAUCAUGGACAUGCUCUACACACUAUACCGGGAAGGACCGUCCACCCAGGGGAUUUUUCGGCGCUCAGCCAAUGCGAAGAGCUGCAGAGAGCUCAAAGAGAAGCUGAAUGGUGGCAUGGAGUACUUACCGGAGGGAGAGUCUGUGCUUGUCAUCGCGGCUGUCUUUACUGACUUCCUGCGGAGUCUACCAGGCAGCGUCCUGGGCUCCCAUUUGUGCGAGCGGUGGAUGGAGGUGACUGAUGUGGAAGAGGAGGAGGAGUGGAGAGCAGUCAUCGCAAGCUUGGUGGCUGAGCUCCCUGAGGAAAAUAGCACCCUGCUGCGCUACAUGUUCUGGGUGUUGCACCGAAUCCACCAGCACUCGGAGGACAACCAGAUGACCGCCUCAAACCUGGCUCUCUGCAUUGCCCCCAGCAUGCUGACACUGCCCUCACCGUCCAGCGCCGAAGAGGAGACCAAAGCCAUGAAAAAGGUUGCUGAACUCAUUCAGCUGCUCAUUGAGAACACUCCCUCCAUUUUUGGUGAGGAUGUAGGAAGACUUCUGCUUCAGUGGAGGAACAUGAGGGAUGAGCAAGUGGUCUGUGAGGAGACUGGCCUGCCUGCCAAACAGAUGGGUCAAAAGGCGGCCUCCUCCGUCUCUCUCCUCUCCCCCCCUGACCACUUCCUCGUGCCCCUGGCCGCUCUCGCCCUCCGGGAGGACGUGGGGUUUGCUACACCGUCUGUGUCCAGCGUCUCCGUUUGCUCCAUCCCCGCCGGGCUGGGUCACCUGCGCUCGUCUCGCUGCGCCUCCGAACCGACUGUUUGCCCCGCUCAGCCGACCGGCCACGUCCCUGUGGCCCGCCAGUCCAGCUGUGACGCAGCCGUGAUGGGCGGCUCGUCCGGCCAAUCGCAAAGCCCCAGCACGCAGGCGCGUCACUUCCAGGCCAAGCAGAAGCAGGCGUGGCGGGGCGACGGCAGCCCGAGGACGGGGAAGGGCCGCUACUCGCUGUGGAGGUCACCGCAGAUCGCCCCGCGCCUCCACCACACAGCCGGCCACCAGCCCAGCCUCUCCAGCCUGUCCUCCACGGCCACCUCCUCCGUCAGCUCGCUGGACAGCGCCCUGGACAGCGCCCUGUCGCUCACGUCGUCUGAGACGCUCUCCAGCCCCAACGACACUGCGUCCCGCCCUUUCCUCUUUGGCGCCACCGCCAGGCUCCGCCCACUGACGCCGGACGUGCCGCGAAAAUUCCCGCCGGACUGGAGUAUGGCCUUCCCUCAUGAGGAGGUGGACGGUGAGGGUGAGGAAGAGGAGGGUGAGGAAGAGGAGGAGGAGGAGGAGGUGGAUGAGGAGGCCAAGAGACGGAGCGAGCGAGGAACCUGGGCUGGAGUGACAGAUGAAGAGCAGGUGGAGGCGGCCGAGGGUGAGGGCGAAAGAAGCAGCUCCCGUUGGAGGGGCCGGCCUGACGUGACGAUGACCGUCUGCCCUGCUUCUGUUGGGGAUGGGGAGCAGGUGCUGUGGACCAGUGAGAGCUGGGGUGAGCAGAGUGUCACAGGACCCCACAGGGGUCAGGGUAAGGCCAGAGAGACCUCGGUCACACACAUCAAGCUGAGUAGCUCUUCUGUCCAGCUGCCCACACGUUCCAACUUGCCUGAAGUGGAAAAGGUGCAAAGGACUAAAAUUACAUUCUAUGCCUCAUCCGCAACUCUGACCGUCAAAGAACCUGCCGCGCGCCUGGCGACAGAUCCGAGGGAGGAUUCACCAAUCCCAGCAGGAACUGCCAGUCCCCAGAACCACACAGUGCGUGUGCACAUCCCGCAGACUGUGUUCUACGGUCAGAACGCGCCUCUGGUGCUCCGCUCGGUCUCCACGCGAGCGCCGGCCGCCCCUGACAUCACAGAUGGUGUGGACUCACCGGCACACACUGGCUGUCCACGCACCCGAAUCACAGUGUCAGGGGGCAUCAGUCUGUCCAAUAAUGCCUGGCAUGGAGCUCCAACUGCCAAUGGGGCUGAGGGCACAGUGGCGGUGCAGGUGACAGGUGCCAGCCAGGAUGUGAUAGCCAGUGGCGGUGGCAGGGGCUCCCCUGGGCCCACCGUCCCCCCGAGCUCGCCCAAGCCACACAGUAGGGCCUCUGCAGCUAUCCGCCACACCAUCCGCAUCAAGCUGCCCGCCAUGGUGCGCAACACCGUCCGAGAGUACUUUAGCCACAGAGAGGGUGACGGCCCCAGCACGAAUGCCCGGUCGGCGGCCAUGGAGAAGGAGCUGGUCAUCAACAGACUGCAGUGGCAGAGGAGAGACCCCCAUUGCUCCCUGCCUGAGGGCUGUCCAGCCUCCGCGUAUUCAGACAAAGAGGAUCCUUAUAUCUAGCCACGUACACAUUUCAGAUGAGGGAAUUGCACUUUUGACUGUUUUGCAUGUAUUUACUGUAGGGCACGGAAGACAUACAACCCCAAAACAAAAAAAGUUGGGAUGUUGUGUAAAAUGCAAAUAAAAACAGCUUAUGAUAAUAUAC
Messenger RNA from Alosa alosa (allis shad), 3832 nucleotides. RefSeq names its product Rho GTPase activating protein 20b (gene arhgap20b). The transcript has 15 exons. The record is from RefSeq and is a predicted model, not a curated record. Gene Ontology annotation, molecular function: GTPase activator activity. Gene Ontology annotation, biological process: regulation of Rho protein signal transduction; signal transduction. Lineage: Eukaryota; Metazoa; Chordata; Actinopteri; Clupeiformes; Clupeidae. The coding region runs from base 256 to 3687 and encodes 1143 amino acids.